Molecule: messenger RNA, 936 nt
Organism: Symbiodinium sp. CCMP2456
Lineage: Eukaryota; Dinophyceae; Suessiales; Symbiodiniaceae
Source: the annotation of a GenBank genome assembly
AUGUCAGCGACGAAGUCGCCUCUGGACAUCCGGGGCAAGCUUACCUUGGAGAACCCCAACGGGCAGCAGCUGAGUAUCCAGGAUGUCUACGUGCCGAAGACCCUCCUGGUUGCAGCGAACAUCUACUUGAUGACGGCGGUGUUUACUGCACUGGGCCUGAUCACACGACCACGCAGUGGCCGAAAUGCCUUGCACUGCUUAGCUCUGACGGUCAUUUUCCUCCGGGGUGUCUCGCUGCUGCUGCGUUGGUUGGAUUAUCGCAUCAUCGCGACCACCGGCGUCGAGUCCUCCGCCGUAGACAUCACCUGGAAGCUGCUUUCCAAGGUGCAAAACAUCUUAGAGCUCAUGGCCUUUCUGUUGAUCUCCUUGGGCUGGAAGGUGCUGAGAAGCAGCCUGGACGUGUCGGAAAUCCGCUUUGCAGUGGCUGUCUCCAUCAUCUCCUUCUACUUAGGCGUCUUCCAGGUGGCGUGCACGACGCAAGCCACCUGCUCUGGAUAUCAGCUCAGCCGCUACAUCCUUCACUCCCUGUGCUUCUUGGUGGUCAUCGUCGCCAUGAACUUUAACUUGCAGAAGUUGGCGGGUGCCAUCUCCGAAGCACCGGCGACCGUGGAGAGCGGGAAGCUGUACCGGAAGCUAAGCGCCUACUACAUUUUUCGGUGGGUCUUCCUUGGCUUCAUCAUCGCUCCAACAGUAGAGCUCUUCCUCAAGGUCACUGUGGUUCCUUGGGAUGCGCAAUGGCUGUACAUCGCCAUACAGGAGCUCCGAACAUGGGUCAUCUACGCACUGCUGAUCUAUGCCUUUCGGAUGACGCCCGCCUCGCCCCGGGUUUUCGAGCUCACCCGUGAAGUUGUCACCCCGCGCGAGGGCGAAGGAGGGAACGAUGCCAACAGUGAGGCUGGCUCGGAGGAGGACAUGCCGGCACCACCCUGGGCAUGA